ACGCCCUUGCGCUCCGAUUUGAUGCUCUCUGAGACUCUGAAAAUACACGAGGGAGAAAGACUAGUCCCAAGGCAUGAAUACAAUAUUUAAUAAACUAGAUGUCCACUCUAAGCGUCCGUCUUGCUGUACCUAUUGACCAUCGAUAGUUGUGUGCUCAAGUUUACCAAGAACCAAAGUUGUCAGGCAGCGUUCAUUGAACGCAUGCGCAUUGCAUCCACUAUCCAGCUCAAAAUAAGAGUUAAAACAGAAACGAGGAGGAGGAGAGCAGGGAGAGAUGACUGACACCCCGCCCAGCGAUGGCCCCUCCCAGGGGGCAGAGUUUGACAUGAUAGGCGCUCUGGACUGGCAGGAUGGCAUCGCCACACUGCCCGGCAGCGACAUCAAGUUCCGUAUGACAGAGUUUGGAACUUUGGAGAUCGUGACAGAGCCAGAGGUCAAAGAGGCAGGACCAACCCCCCAGAACCCCGCCCAGUCAAAAAGCCCCACCCCUCCACCAGAGGCCCAAUCAGAGAGCAGCGCAGCCUCUUCUGCAGCCAAGGAAGUCCAGCCACUUGCACCUAAGGCUCAAGGCCCUGUGCUUCUGUCUCUAGAGGAGGAGCCCAGUGCGGAGGCGGGCCCCAGUGCGGAGGCGGGCCCCAGUGCGGAGGCGGGCCCCAGUGCGGAGGCGGGCCCCAGUGCGGAGGCGGGCCCCAGUGCGGAGGCGGGCCCCAGUGCGGAGGCGGGCCCCAGUGCGGAGGCGGGCCCCAGUGCGGAGGCGGGCCCCAGUGCGGAGGCGGGCCCCAGUGCGGAGGCGGGCCCCAGUGCGGAGGCGGGCCCCAGUGCGGAGGCGGGCCCCAGUGCGGAGGCGGGCCACAGUGCGGAGGCGGGCCACAGUGCGGAGGCGGGCCACAGGGCUGCGAUGGCUAGCUGUAGGUCGUGUGGGGGCUCCGGUCCACUGGAGAGUUUCCUCCAGGGCAAAUACUGCAGCUCCAUUUGUGUCCAGCCCUCCAGUGGCAGGUCAUCACCCGGAGAGCGGCGGGAGAGAGAUGGGGGGGAGGGGGGACUGGGGAAACGAGUGAGGAAGAAGAGGAAGAUCUACAUGGACUCUGGUGAUGAAGAGGAAGACAACCAGGAGGAGGAAGAGGACAAGGCCAAGGCUGUCAAAGGGAGGAGAGCUGCUAAGCUGGCCAAGUUAGUGACAGCCCCACCCAAUAAGAAGCGACCCUGGAGCUGGCCCUCCUACAUGGAGGAGGAGAAGGCUAUAGCUGCCCCCCUUAAACUGUUCAAGGAGCACCAGUCGUUCCCUCAGAGCAGGAAUGCCUUCAAAGUGGGGAUGAAGUUAGAAGGACUGGACCCCUGUCACCCCUCUCUGUUCUGUGUGCUCAGUGUUGCUGAGGUCCAGGGUUAUAGGGUAAGGCUUCAUUUCGACGGGUAUCCAGAGUGCUAUGACUUCUGGGUAAAUGCUGACACCUGGGAUGUGAAGCCGGCGGGCUGGUGUGAGAAGAUGGGACACAAGCUGCUACUGCCUAAAGGUUGUAAGGAUGGGGAGUUCAACUGGAACAUGUAUGUGAAGAACUGCAGAGGUCAGCUGGCCCCCAAACACCUCUUCAAGAGCCUCAACACGUCGGUGACUCCGUCAGGGUUCCGUGCGGGUAUGAAGCUAGAGGCAGUGGAUAAGAAGAACCCAUAUCUGAUCUGCGUAGCGUCCAUCGCGGCUGCUGUUGACAACAGACUCCUCAUACACUUUGACAACUGGGACGACACCUAUGACUACUGGUGUGAUGCCAGCAGUCCCUACAUCCACCCUGUAGGUUACUGUGAGGAAGCUGAGCUGACCCUCACCACCCCUGCUGAGUAUAAGCACCCGAGGAGUUUUUCCUGGGAUAAAUACAUGGAGGAGACUGGGACACAGGCAGCCCCUGCACGUGCCUUCAAACUGCGUCCGUGCCAUGGGUUCCACGCUGGAAUGAAGCUGGAAGCCGUCGAUAAGAGGAAUCCCAUGCUCAUCCGCGUAGCAACCAUCGCCGAGGUGGAGGACCACCGACUGAGGAUCCAUUUUGAUGGCUGGAGUGAGGAGUAUGACUACUGGGUGGAUGCUGACUGCCCAGACCUCCACCCUGUGGGCUGGUGUCAGAAGACUAGUCAUCCCCUACAACACCCCUCCAAUGGCUCCACUGAUAUGCUGGUCCUCCCAGGGCAGGGCUGUCCUACCCCAGGAUGCAAUGGGGUUGGUCACAUCCGAGGACCCCGCUACGGAACCCACUACACGGGGGUGAGCUGUCCGUACUCGGAGAUGAACCUGAACAGGGAGGGCCAGGUACCAGACCGUCUGAGUGGAGAACGACCUAUGACCCUGAGUGGGCCUCAUCACCAUGGGCAACGCCCAGACCCUCCUUCACACACCCAGACAAACAGCCCCACCACACCGGAGCAGCCCGAGCCUGCAGACGACUCCCCUCAGACCAGUGUAACUAGGGGGCCGAUGGUUGACGAGGGCGAACGAUCCAGGUGCAGCAGUCAGAGUGAGCCACCAGGGGGCUCCACUGAGCCCAUCAACGACGGAGCCAAGGCCAAGAGGUCUGCUCCAGUCCCAAAGUAUCUGAAGCUGCACGUCGUCAAGCAGGAGAAUGGAGAUGGGAAAGACUCCCUGUCUCUCCAGCAGGCGCUCCAUGAGUCAGUGUUCUCCCCAGGCGGCUCCUCCUCUCCCCCUCACAGGGUGGCUCUGUGCUGGGACAAACACUGCCAGCUGCUCCCUGAGGUCCUGGGCCUCACAGCUAAGAGAGUUUCAACCUGGACCGCCGACGAGGUGGCCAGUUUUGUCAAAGGACUCCCGGGCUGCAAAGAGCAUGCUGCCACCUUCAGGACAGAGCAAAUGGAUGGAGAGGCCUUCCUUCUUCUCACCCAAGCAGACAUAGUCAAGAUCCUGUCAAUCAAACUAGGCCCCGCCCUCAAGAUAUUCAACGCCAUACUCAUGCUGAAGAACGCUGAUGAGGAGUGAGACGCCCCCUCGCGCUUCAUUUCCUCCCACACCCGACCAAUGUAUCUGAAUAGUCUAAUAGUCUAGAGAAGUUUCAUCUCCUUUCUUUGCCUCCUCACCUUAUCCUCUUUGGUCUUCAUCUGCACUGAUCUGAGCCCGCAGGAUAGGUCAGAGCAACGUAAUGGAUGGCCACCAGGAAUCUGCUUUUAGCUACCCUGUUCUUCCACAUCAGUGUAGAGAGGAUACAGAGAGGAUGUACCUGGUGUCAGUGUAGAGGAGUAGAGAGGAUGUACCUGGUGUCAGUGUAGAGGAGUAGAGAGGAUGUACCUGGUGUCAGUGUAGAGAAGAUACAGAGAGGAUGUACCUGGUGUCAGUGUAGAGGAGUAGAGAGGAUGUACCUGGUGUCAGUGUAGAGGAGUAGAGAGGAUGUACCUGGUGUCAGUGUAGAGGAGUAGAGAGGAUGUACCUGGUGUCAGUGUAGAGGAGUAGAGAGGAUACAGAGAGGAUGUACCUGGUGUCAGUGUAGAGGAGUAGAGAGGAUGUACCUGGUGUCAGUGUAGAGAAGAUACAGAGAGGAUGUACCUGGUGUCAGUGUAGAGGAGUAGAGAGGAUGUACCUGGUGUCAGUGUAGAGGAGUAGAGAGGAUACAGAGAGGAUGUACCUGGUGUCAGUGUAGAGGAGUAGAGAGGAUGUACCUGGUGUCAGUGUAGAGGAGUAGAGAGGAUACAGAGAGGAUGUACCUGGUGUCAGUGUAGAGGAGUAGAGAGGAUGUACCUGGUGUCAGUGUAGAGGAGUAGAGAGGAUGUACCUGGUGUCAGUGUAGAGAAGAUACAGAGAGGAUGUACCUGGUGUCAGUGUAGAGGAGUAGAGAGGAUGUACCUGGUGUCAGUGUAGAGGAGUAGAGAGGAUACAGAGAGGAUGUACCUGGUGUCAGUAGAGAGGAUACAGAGAGGAUGUACCUGGUGUCAGUGUAGAGGAGUAGAGAGGAUGUACCUGGUGUCAGUAGAGAGGAUACAGAGAGGAUGUACCUGGUGUCAGUGUAGAGGAGUAGAGAGGAUACAGAGAGGAUGUACCUGGUGUCAGUAGAGAGGAUACAGAGAGGAUGUACCUGGUGUCAGUGUAGAGGAGUAGAGAGGAUGUACCUGGUGUCAGUAGAGAGGAUACAGAGAGGAUGUACCUGGUGUCAGUGUAGAGGAGUAGAGAGGAUGUACCUGGUGUCAGUGUAGAGGAGUAGAGAGGAUGUACCUGGUGUCAGUGUAGAGGAGUAGAGAGGAUGUACCUGGUGUCAGUGUAGAGGAGUAGAGAGGAUGUACCUGGUGUCAGUGUAGAGGAGUAGAGAGGAUGUACCUGGUGUCAGUAGAGAGGAUACAGAGAGGAUGUACCUGGUGUCAGUGUAGAGGAGUAGAGCGGAUGUACCUGGUGUCAGUGUAGAGGAGUAGAGAGGAUGUACCUGGUGUCAGUGUAGAGGAGUAGAGAGGAUACAGAGAGGAUGUACCUGUGGUGUCUGUUGGAAGAUCUUAAUUGCAUACUCCUCGCGUCCUUUCCUCGUCUCCUCAAAACCCAUUGGAUGAGAGGACACGAGGAGAGAGGACGCGAGAAGUAUGCAAUUGAGAUCUUACCUGUUAGACAGACAUCACAGACAACCCAAGAAAGUGUUUUAUACUAUAGCAUAGCAACAAUUAUAAUUUAAAGGGGCAAUCCGGAGUUGAAACAAUAACAAAGCAUGAACCCCACCACUGUUUUGGCCAAAAGCUGAGGGAUGGAUGGGGCUGGAGAAAUGUUACCGCUCUCAAAUUCAUAGACAGAACUAUUUAUACAAGGACUGACCAUCAUCAAAAUGAUAGUUUGAACCAUGUUUUGAGGCUAUACAGUGUUGGUUUACAUUUACUUUGUUUACCAACAUUGAAGAUGAACAAGCUUAUAUUUGGUGUUUUGGGGUUCUGAUGGGGUACGACAGUUGAACUAAGCUCAUGAGGCAUUUAUAAGAUAUUCUUUGAGAAUCAAUGGGUAUAUAUAAAACAAAAUGUAUGUAGCAAUUGCAGAUUGCCCCAUUAACUUAAAUGUUUUUUCUGAGUGAGUAAGAAAUGAGCAGUGGGCAGCUUUUAAAGUAUUGGUAUUGAAUUCAAUUUUAAGGUAGACUCAGUGAAAUGACGUUGCCACGAGCAGCACCACGGAUAUUGAGAUGAGUAAGAUGCAAGACUUCGCUCACAGUCACACACAGUAUCUGCGAACAGGAGGCUGGUGGCUCUUUAAUUGGGGAAAACGGGUUCAUAGUAACAGCUGGAACGGAAUCAAUGGAAUGGUAUUGGUUUCCAUGUGUUUGAUAGCGUUCCAGUCACUCCAUUCCAGACAUUACUAUGAGCCGUCUUCCCCUCAGAUGUGGAUGGGUUCGCUUCACACUGUUCCCUGGCCUGGCUACCGGGAAUCAAAACAGUGGAGAAGUUGAGCCUCGCGCUUUAACGCUCGUAGUUAUUGUGGGCAUUGAUCCACUAUGCUGUUUACUUUCAGCAUCUACGUCAUAUUGCUGCGUCAACCUUUAAUAUUAUAAUUUUUUUAUCUGCUUUUAUUUUAAAUUGUUGAGGAAAUGGUGCUCAGCCCUGAGCAAAUGGAACCAGAUUAGUCCAUACAUGUUUUUACUUGAAUACUUGUUGAUUUAUUAUUUUUGUUGUGAAAGAAAAUCACCAUGUAGUUUACCUCUCUGCCAGAUGGAUACAUUCCUCUACAUGUCCAGGUCAGGAAGAGGUUGGCACAUCUCACGGCUUGGGUGGAGGGAGAGGAUUGAUUUGUUUGUGUGUGUGUGUGUGUGUGUGUGUGUGUGUGUGUGUGUGUGUGUGUGUGUGUGUGUGUGUGUGUGUGCGCCAGUCAGAUGUUUAUUUAAAAGGGUGAAUGUUAUAGCAUUGGAACUUUAAGGAAAGCUGGACUUCAGGACUAAUUCAACUGAAGAGAGAUGUUUUUCUAUGUACCUGCUUUAGAGCUAAUGGUAAAACACUAAUGAAAUUGGAAUGUAAAGAAAGGAAGAGAAAAUUCAUCAAUUUGUUCUGAAUGAAUAUUGUUUGCUGUUUAAUUUGGUCUGAUUGAUCUUUGUGUACACAGUGUAAAUAGUGUAUUAUAGCUCUGGGGUUGUGACACACCCUGCAUCCCUAUAGGAAGUGGUUAUUUGGAAGCUUAUGCAAAUCAAUACCAAUCUUUUCCAAGAAAUUAAAAAUGUAUUUUUUUUUUAUUGAACUGAGGAAUUCAUCUUUUAAAGCUUUAGUGAAAUUUUGUAAACAAUUUUUUUCAUCAAUGUCCUCCGUGCAACAAUAUAGUUUAUAUUCAAAACCAGGAUUUCUGUAUUUUAAUUUAAGGGGCAUUGAUAAGUGCUGUUGACUUGUGAGAUGUUGUGAAGGUGCAUGUUGGCUUGUGUUUGCUGGAGUGUGUGAGUGGAAUGGAAUAAAUGAAAUGCAGUCUU
Salvelinus fontinalis (brook trout) is the source of this 6404-nucleotide messenger RNA. RefSeq names its product lethal(3)malignant brain tumor-like protein 3. NCBI's taxonomy places the organism in Eukaryota, Metazoa, Chordata, Actinopteri, Salmoniformes, Salmonidae. Gene Ontology annotation, biological process: regulation of DNA-templated transcription. Bases 275 to 2977 code for a protein of 900 amino acids. The transcript has 21 exons. Gene Ontology annotation, cellular component: nucleus. Gene Ontology annotation, molecular function: zinc ion binding; protein binding. The record is from RefSeq and is a predicted model, not a curated record.